Cotesia glomerata is the source of this 621-nucleotide messenger RNA. RefSeq names its product DNA repair and recombination protein RAD52-like. Bases 237 to 590 code for a protein of 117 amino acids. Lineage: Eukaryota; Metazoa; Arthropoda; Insecta; Hymenoptera; Braconidae. The record is from RefSeq and is a predicted model, not a curated record. The transcript is spliced from 4 exons.
GCCAGUUUUUAAACACGUAAAGCACAAUUUUACUUCUUAUUUGAUCACUAAAGGACACUGUGUUAUACAAUAAAAACGAUAAUGAAGAAAAAAGACACGCGCCGUCGCCGGGAAUUUCAAUAAUUUCGAAAGAAAUGCUCGAUUCCAUUAGUGUGCAGUAAAAAUUUGUAUGGGUAAAAGAAAUUGUGAAAAGUAAAUUAUGAUAUGUAACCGAAACAUUAAUUAUACAUGGAGACAUGGCUUUUACGAAUGAUAAUUGGUCGCACGAACUCAAGAAGCAGAUAAUUGACUACGUUGAAGAAGUCAAUGGAACAUACAUUGUUGGUUGUACAACCGUUGUAAAGGUUUUCUUGAGAGAUGAGCGGACUCAUGAAGCUAUGUCAUUCAAAGAAUCUCGUAGCGAAUCAAUUGGCGCAGCUUAUGAUGAAGCACGAAAUAAAUCUUUCCAUCGAGCCUUGUAUGACGCCUUUACGUUUUUUUGGGAAUUUAUGAAGAUAAUGGAGAAGCUGAGUAAUGAAAAGGUGCAAAGAAUGGUCAAGCAGCAACAGUUAAAAGCCGAAUGGAAUAAUAAAAAUAUUGUAAAAAAUUAAUUAGUCAUAUUAUUUUAAAGUCAAAAUUAAA